Messenger RNA from Antechinus flavipes (yellow-footed antechinus), 2935 nucleotides. RefSeq names its product activator of 90 kDa heat shock protein ATPase homolog 2-like. The transcript is spliced from 9 exons. Gene Ontology annotation, cellular component: cytosol. The record is from RefSeq and is a predicted model, not a curated record. Gene Ontology annotation, molecular function: ATPase activator activity; protein-folding chaperone binding. The coding region runs from base 869 to 1888 and encodes 339 amino acids. Gene Ontology annotation, biological process: protein folding; positive regulation of ATP-dependent activity. Lineage: Eukaryota; Metazoa; Chordata; Mammalia; Dasyuromorphia; Dasyuridae.
UUCUGGAGUAGAUCGUUUUUAGAGGGAGGGGUUUUUUUGGUUGUUUUUAUUUUUACUUUUUUAAAAAAAAUAUGUAAAGUUUUUAAUAGAUUUCUUACUGACAUUCUUCCAGGAGAGCAAUCUAAAAGUUAUUUCCGAUUUCAUUCUAUGCAUUGGGGGGGGAAAAAAAAAAAGAAAGAAAAGAAAAGAAAAAAAAAAGAAAAAAUUCAACAACAUUCUCUAGUUAUUGAGGAAAGUCUAAGGUUCUUGUCAUCUUUCUCAUCCUAAAAUGGCAUCCAAACACCCCCUUAGAAUCUUGCCUAUUAAUUAUACUUCUUACUUCUUGCCCAAUGGUCCAAAAAAGGGAACAGAUUAUUUGGCAGGCAAGUGAUGGGGGCCUUACGGGAAGGUAUUUGUCCUAAAUUAUGAUUCUGAGAUCCUUAUCCUCCCCGCUCUUUCCAGUCCAUGGAGGGAACCAUGACGCUUCUUGAUGAUGAUGGAGAUGGAUGGGAAUUUAAGUGUGUGAAAAAACGAGGAAAGGAAGUAUCUGAAAAUACACAUCAUGCAGCAACGGGGAAGAGACGCGGGGGACCGGCCCUAAGUCCCACUAAGCCGCACCAAAUGGCCCCACUCCCAACUGGGCCCCUAGCGUCCGGCGUCUCCCCGGCGCAGUAGUGGGGAACAGUGGGGCGGAGCUCGGAGGAGGCGGGGCCGGGGGCGGGAGUUUCUGGCACUUUCUCGGGGCUGCGAGGAUUUCAGGCUCAGACACAGAAGGCCGGAAACGCCGGCGAGGAUCCGCUGCUGUCGCCGUUAGCUCCGGGCGGGUCCGCUUCCACCUCCAGCCCGGCGGAACCCGGAGCCCGCGACCGGCACUGCGGCCUGAGACGCCAUGGCCAAGUGGGGACAUGGGGAUCCGCGCUGGAUCGUAGAGGAGAGGGCUGACGGGACCAACGUAAACAACUGGCACUGGACAGAGCGGGACGCAACCAACUGGUCAAAGGGGAAGCUGCGGGAGCUCCUGGUGGGGGUCAUGGUGGAGAAUGAGGUUGGCAGCUGUGAGAUCAGUGACCUGAAGCAGGUGGAAGGGGAGGCCUCCUGCAGCAGCCGCAAAGGGAAGCUGAUUUUCUUCUAUGAGUGGAACAUCAAACUGAGCUGGAAAGGUACAGUCAAGGAAUCUGGUGCAAAGCAUAGAGGAUCAGUUGAAAUACCCCACCUCUCUGAAGAAAAUGAAGUAGAUGAUACAGAGGUAAACGUGAGUAAAAAGAAAGGAGAUGGAGAUUCACUGAAGGAUCUCAUGAAAACUGCAGGGGUGGCCAAGGUCAGAGAAGCCCUUGAGGAUUACCUGACAGCUCUGAAAACAGAAUUCACAACAGGAAUGAUUUUGCCAACAAAAACUGCACCUCCUCAGGAACUGACUGCAAAAAGAAAAUUGAGCGAACAUACUUUUCAGGACUCUGUGACUCCAAUGGUUCUGGAUGUAGUAGGUGUGAGGAUUCCAACAGUGACAAUACAUAUGAGGGAAAUAUUUGACACAGCAGUAGAAGAGCUGUACAGCAUCUUCACCACUAAAGAUUUGGUGCAAAAGUUUUCUAAAUCUUCUGCUGUGAUAGAAGCUGAAAAAGGAGGCAAAUUCCAAAUGUUUGAUGGGACUGUUACUGGUGAAUAUCUAGAAUUGUUAUCCAAUAAAAGGAUUGUUAUGAAGUGGCGAUGUAAGAGCUGGCCAGAAGAACAUUAUGCAACUGUUGCACUGAGUUUUGUGCCUGUGGCAGAACAAACAGAAUUACAGCUAAACUGCAAAGGAGUUCCUGUUUGUAAAGAAGAAAGUACAAGACAGUGCUGGGAAAAACAGCAUUUUGAAGAAAUAAAGAGAUUUGCUGUAGCUUUUGGCAACCCUGAACAGCUGAAUUAACUAGAAGACAUUUUAUAAGGGCAUUACUUUUUUAUAAGUGGAAAAAAGUUCAUUCUUCACUAAACCGCUUUUUCUCCCUUCUUAAAAAAAAAAAAAUACAAACCCCUUAAUUUAUUUGUGCUGGCAAAAAUUCCACAUCUAUAUGAUUUUAAGUAUUAUUUAUGGGUCUUUAUUGUAAACAAGACUAUAGAUUUAGAGCUAAGAGCUCUUAGCAAUAUAAAACAAUAAUUUUGUACAGCUAAUGUACCUUAGCUAUUAAAACUCUAGGACUGGACUGAUUGUUCUGAACACUGGGUUCAUAAAUCUAGGUUUCCUAAUCUAAAGCUUUGGCCAUAUGCUUUAGCCUAUAAGGUAAUGUAAAUCCAAGUUUUUGUUUUUCCUCAAGAAAUCUGGGGCAAAAACAAAACAAAAAACAAAAAGGGGCAGUUAGGUGGCGCAGUGGAUAGAGCAUCAGCCCUGAAGUUAGGAGGAUCUGAGUUCACAUCUGGUCUCAGACACUUAACAUGUCCUAGCUGUGUGACCCUGGGCAAGUCACUUAACCCCAAUUUCCUUAGCGCAAAAAACAAACCCAAGAAGUCUGGGAUAGUUGGGGGAGGGAGGAUGGGAAUUCUGUGUAGUGAAGGGCAGCCAGAGAAGGAUUAACUUGGGUGAGGCAUUUGUUUUUCUAAAUUUUCUGGGCCUACCUGGCUCCUGAACAGAGGCAAAAAAAUAUGUGAUUGAUUCUGGGUGCUGUAGGGACACCAUAUCAUUUAAACUGGACAGUCCUAUGGUUAAGAGAAAACAAUGAUACUUAUUUUAGCAGCCUUGAAAGGAUCUGAGAAUGAAAAGACUUGCUUUUAAAAUCUAAUUUUCUACCUUUAAUACAAUUACAUGAAAAACAAUGGAUUCCUGCCCUCCCCUCCCUAGUUCCCCAACCCAACUUAUUUACCUGAAAAAUCUGAAGACUGAAGCAACUUAAGUAAACAAAUGAAAAGUCAUCACAAUCAGUUUAAUGAAGUGCACAGAAUAGCAUCGGUCAUGUCAAUAAAAAUAAAACAAUUAUUUUUA